Molecule: messenger RNA, 1295 nt
Organism: Blastomyces gilchristii SLH14081
Lineage: Eukaryota; Fungi; Ascomycota; Eurotiomycetes; Onygenales; Ajellomycetaceae
Exons: 3
Coding region: 122-1291 (389 amino acids)
Source: RefSeq, a predicted model, not a curated record
GAUUCCGCCUGAUGACUCAACAAAGAAAUGCUGAGGUAAUACGGCUCUUCUCCUCAUCUGUGUCGGCGGUGUUAGCUCUCCAACGCACUGUCCGCGAUCCUUAUUCAUUUCUUGCAGCAACAUGGCACCUGUAUUUUCCCAGCAUCGCCAUCAGUCAUCGCUUGAGGGCAUCAUCAACUUUUCCGGCCCUCAACCCUUCGCAGCGGAUCAGCGCGCCCGGGCUCAGCGCAGAUUCUACAGUAUUAUAAACCAUUUUGAUAUAACAGAUAACAGUAGAAGGGUUGGAUACAGGCGCCCUCUACUCGUGCGCUAUACCUAUGAAUAUUCGCGUUCUGAGUUAUCGCAAGAUAUCUUUCUACGUGCCUUCUUCGAAUUUAUGAAGGUAGAUGUCGCUGGCGAGGAAGAUAUUGACUUUGAUGAUGAGGGACUGGAGAAUCAGUUGGGCAAGAACUUGAUCACCUUCGCAGACUUCCUGCUAGAUAAUUUCUUUCUGCCACUCAAAGCUUCCGGCCAGCACACUCCACAGCCCUCUCCUGCACACCUUUCCGCAAUCCAAAGAGCACAAGGAGGAAUGCAUGAAUUUACUGGGACGCCAGACCGAAUAUCAGUCCUUCAGGGUUCUUGCCUCAUCCGUGACCGCCAUCGUUGCGUGAUCUCUCGCAAGUUCGAUCAGCGAGAAGCAAUAGUUCGUCUGACACAACAUGGCCAUGCUGCUCAAGAUGACGAAGGGAAUCCGCUCCAGGGACAGUUAUCUAUGAUUUUAGAAGUGGCCCAUAUACUUCCACAUUCACUGACACAGGCAAAUGCAGAUUCUCAAUUGGAUGAUUCCAAAAAAGCCUCACUCAUGAUCCUUAACAUGUUUGACUGUGAUGUUUCACACUUAAUUGAUGGUGUCAAUAUUGACCGGCCGUUUAAUGCUAUGAGUCUUACCCGUGAUCUCCAUACCCAUUUCGGCAACUUUACUGUUUUCUUUGAACCUGUUCCUGACCAGGAGCACACCUACCGAAUUGAUACGUUCCUUCCUCCAGGAAUCUUACCAGAUAUCCCUGUUACUCGCAUACUCUAUCUUGUAAACGACCGAUCAAUAGAACCCCCUUCACCCCGGCUCCUUGCCCUACACCACGCCAUUGCUCGUAUUCUUCACCUUUCUGGGGCGGGAGAAUAUAUCGAUAAUAUUCUCCGGGAUAUGGAGGAGACGGGUAUACAGGAGGAUGGGUCCACAGAACUCGGCCGUAUGGUGAAUUUGACAUUGGGUGGUUGGCUAGAUGGCGUGGUUGAUUCCUAUGCCUAGCCCU